Molecule: messenger RNA, 2736 nt
Organism: Aphanomyces invadans
Lineage: Eukaryota; Oomycota; Saprolegniomycetes; Saprolegniales; Verrucalvaceae
Exons: 1
Coding region: 1-2469 (822 amino acids)
Source: RefSeq, a predicted model, not a curated record
AUGGGCUUGAGCGAUUGCACGAACGAUGCGAACUCGGACGACGCUCCAUUCGAGUCGAUCCUGGAAAAGGCGCUGGACGUGUCCGAGAAGCUGCGCGACGCGCUCACGUACAAGCACAGCGAAAGCGAUGUUGCAACGUAUUCGACCACCCUGAACGAAAUGACGACUGCGCUCGGCCUUGCGGACUGGCACAUCGAUGCCAACAAGCUGAGCGACCCCAUGGAGCUGGUCAAGCACUUGGCCAGCUUUGAGAAGCUCAUGGCGAACGAGCUGUCGUCGAGUGCGACCCAUGGCGAUGCGCUCACACGCGAGCAGCUCAUUGCCCAGGCAAGCGGUGGCGCCGCGCUCUAUGGCGUCGGGCUGGGCAUCGUUACGUCCGCCGACAGGACAGGCAUUCUCCAGCGCCCGGAGAAUCCACUGCUCGCACAGCCGACGUCGUGUGCGUUCAUGGGACCAACUUCCGCGGUCACGACGUCCGUCGAGCAGUUUUCGACCGUCCAGGCCGCGACGGACUUUCGGCAAACGAUGAAAACGUGCGGUCGGUCCAUGGGUUUGGCCCUGAAGGCGUCGUACGCGGGCGUCGGCGGCGGCGUCGGCGGCGGCAAGGCGACAACAGACACCACCACCGCCACCACAGCCGACACGACGACGACGACGUCGGCCGCCCAAGUCACGUACGCCUACGUCCCGAUGCAGUCGUUCCGCAUGACCGUCCAGGACAUGCAGCUGUCGGACGAGGCCAAGGCCGUGGCGGCCACGAUCACAAACGAAAUGGCGGCGACGUAUUUCCUCCAGGACUUUGGGUCGCAUGCUGUCUGCGGUGUCCAUGAAGUGGGCGGCAUCUUUUGCAAGACGGUAGAAAUCACGACCAAGGACCGGACUGCCGUCGACGUCAUGCAAGCGGAAUGCGCCAAGCGGUCGUCGUCUCAUUUGUCGGUGGGGUACAGCGUGAUGGGGUUUGGCAUGUCGGUGGCCGUCGAUGGUGGCCGCUUCACCGCGGCGACGGACACGAGUGGCCAUCACACGUCCGACAUCGAGUGCGAGAUCACGACCCGGCUCGACCACUUUGGCCCGGACGCGUCCAGCUUGGAAAUCUUCAAGAAGAAGCUCGCCACGACCAACCAUGCGUGGUACUUGAUCGACCGACCCAUGGCUACGUCGGUCGUCGGGGUUUGGGACUUGAUGGCAAAGGUUGACGGGUGCCAGCAGCCGGCCGAGUUGGUGCGGCAUGUGUGGCUCAAGCAAGCGCACAAGUUCCGCGACUUGCCCCUCGUUCACGCAGCCAUGCAGCGCGCGCGCAUUCAAACGUGGCUGUGUAGUCCCAUGGUGGACUCGGUCCUCAAGCACGCCGUCGUGGACAACCCAGACCAAGCCGAAUUGGCGGCGAGACGCCUCGUCGACGCCGCGUGCGCCCUUGACCUGUCCAUCGCGCCGGCCGACGAUGUCCGGAAUGCCGUCGUCGAACUCUUCUCGGCCCUUGUGCGCUACGACAGCGAGUUCUCGUUGCACCUGACCGUGCAACACCUCCGGUCCGCGACCGUCCAAGGGUUUCUGCGGCGCCUGGCGGCAAGCGACCGGACGAUGGCGGACUUGACGUGCCUCUGUCCGCUCUUCGACAACAUCAUUGACGACAAGAUUUUGCACGCCACCCCCGCGUUCGAGUUGGAGCCGUCCUUCCGCGCUGCGCUCGAGCGUGCGCGCGUCCUAGUCGACGCGACGACGCACGACGACGUGUGGGUGCCUCCGAUCGUGUCGGACGUCGGCCAAGUUCCCGACGCGCUCGAAAACCUCGUCAUGCCGUUCCUCGACCAGGCGCAGCCCGACAUGCAGCUCCUCGCGUCGCGAGUUGGCGCGUUCCUCGUGCGAAACGUAAACACCGCGGCAAGUCCAUCGACAGCCCACGACGACCUGUGGGAGGUCGCCAAGCGGUACGGGUUCGAGGCGGACGGCGGGUUCAUGGGCGCCGUCAACGCAGAGAACAUCACGUACUUGAUUCACGCGCUGCGCUACGCGUUGACCGAGCAUGCGGCGGAGCCCGCCGACGAUGACGACGACGGCAUGGCGCCAUCGUCCGUGUUUGAACCGCCCGCAGCGUCGUCGUCUGGGAUGACUCCCGACGUGCCCGACGGACGCUCGUACAAGCAUUUGCUCACUGUCGCUGGACGGCCGGACCGCGCGACUUGCAUCACGGACUUGCUGUGGUACACGAUCAAGCACCGAUUGGACUUUGAAGAGGAGCUGUACCCGCCCCGGUCGGCUGCGUCCGGCAAGAAGAAGCCGUUGAAGAAGGGCGAGGUGCGGGUGCCCGCGGCCGCGCCUGCAGAGAGCCCCGUCAUUUUGGAUGCGCUGCUCGAGCUCGCGCAAUCGCUGAGCGUGACCGCUCGGGCCGAGGUGUUUCGCCUCUUGCUCGAGCGCCGCGUGCUCGUCCCGUUCCUGGUGGCCGAUCGUUGUUGGUUGCCUUGGACAUGACGUGGGUGGGCAACUCCACGAUGAACAGAGCCAACGACUCCUUCAGCCGCACGUGACCAACAUGACGCCGCGGCGCCACCGAUACCGCACGACAAAGCCGUCGCUGUCUUCCCCGAUCGAAACUGGCGCGGAUAUGCGGUGACUAGAACGCUCGUCGAGUUUAGCACGCCAUUUGGGCAGCAGUUAUUAGCGACUUGUUCGUCGCUGCCGUUGACGGCGCAUGCUUCCGACUUGCUCAUGCAGGAGACAGCUACGGCCAUGCACACU